AACUGCCAAUAAACAAGAAGAAGAAGAAGACGUUGAGCUUCAGGAAGCAAGCAACGAUCAACCAAGCUUCCAGGGUUUAUUGUAAAUAUCCCAAUAUUCAAUGGAAAGGGAUGUUUUAGUAUAUGUAAGGCCCGACCUUAAGUUAUUUUUGUGAAAAGUCACAUGUUGUUGGACAGCGGCAGCAGAUGCUAGGGUAGCUAUUGUAGCGCGACACGCGCAUUGUAACCACGGCAACCAAACAGCUUGUUGAGAAUUUUGCAGCGUUUGUAAAUAUGGAUGACAGUCAAGCAGGGACAGAUUCACCAGUAUCCUCGACUGGAUUCUCUGAAAACAGGAGAACUACAACCAGACACAGAGAUGUGUUUACUGGUCUCUGUUCAAGUGGACUGAGAUUUUCCAAGGACUUUCUGAUGAUGCCUCCCGAAGAAAAGCUUAAAUAUUUUACUAUUAAUGCUCAAGACAGUGAGGACAAGCAAAGGUUUGACGCUUGCAUCCAGGACCUGGUGCGAUGUGUGGCUCUAACCAGGCUUGUUUAUGGAGAGAGACAUCUAAAACUUGCCCAGGCUCACGCCAGACUGGCUAAAGCAUAUUUACAGUUCAAAGGUUGGGGGCUGCAGGCUCAGGAACACGUAAUCAAAGCCAGAGACCACCUACCCGUCUGCUCUUCCUGCAGAGAUGAAAAGCUCGACGUUCUCUUGUGUCUCCUGAGUGUGAAUCUCACAGAAGGAGCUGCUUCACUUCUUACAGACAAUUUAGAGGAGGCAGACUCAUCUUUACUCAAGGCAGAGCAAAUCGUGGAGGAGCUUCAUCAACAAGAUGUUAUUAACCAAGAAGAGAAGAGAGAAACUCGCCUGGAGAUCAGCAGUGGUUUAUACAGGGUCUAUAGGAGGCAGAACCGCCCAGAAGAGGCAUUAAACCAGUGUAAAAAGUCUUUGCAGCUGCUCAAAGACUGCAAUCAGCCCGAGAAAACUUGUGCCAUCUAUAAAGACAUGGCUGCCACUGAACAAGACAGAGGUCAUAUGGACCGAGCUAUAGAGCAUCUCUCCAAGGCUCAUGCCAUUGCUAUGAGUCACAAUCCAGAGGGGCUACAGGGGGCUCAGAUCUCCCACAGUCUGGCCAUGAUCCUUUCUACUGCAGCAGAGCCCCAUCACAAUGAUGCAGCUGCAGGUCAGUACUUUAAACAGAGUCUGAGUGCUUACAGGAGCUCUGUAGGCCUGCAGGAUCCAGCUUUCCUCACUGCCCAGGAUGAUUUCUGUCGCUUUCUUCUCAUUAAUGGACAGCAGGAGAAAUGCAUGGAGAUCCAAAGAGCCUCUCUUGAUUCUAAAAGAGCUGCAUUUGGUGACCUGAGCGUUGAGGUAGCAGACACUCUUCAGCUGAUUGGAAGUGUGGAGAUGACAGAGGGCCAGAUGAACCAGGCCCACAGAACCAUGACAAAGUGCCUGAAGAUUCAGAGCUUGUUACACGGUCCUCAGCACAAGAAAGCAAAAGCUGUGCAGAGAGCUGUGGACAUGCUGGAGAGGACAACAGAGGUGGUCGAGAGGCAGCAGAGACAAGCCAGAAGGAAAAAAAAAGUCUGACACAUUUACAGUUAUACCAUCCAGGGGUAACAAUGAAAAACUCCAUGUCUGACUAAAAUGUUGGUUUGAGUCAUCAGAUAUAAAUAUGCAUUGAUUUGUAAAUAACUCUACAGAGAACCACUUUUUAAAAUCAGUUUGUAUUUUCUGUUAUGUAAUGUGAAAGAAAAACUCGAACCAAACAUUCCCACAGUAUCUUUUAAUGAUGUAGUAUUCAUCCAUUUUAGCCAAAUUUUUUCAUUAAACAGAAAUUAUUCAAACAAAA
Messenger RNA from Austrofundulus limnaeus, 1839 nucleotides. RefSeq names its product tetratricopeptide repeat domain 23 (gene ttc23). Bases 273 to 1577 code for a protein of 434 amino acids. The record is from RefSeq and is a predicted model, not a curated record. The transcript has 11 exons. NCBI's taxonomy places the organism in Eukaryota, Metazoa, Chordata, Actinopteri, Cyprinodontiformes, Rivulidae. Gene Ontology annotation, molecular function: protein binding.